AACCUGGGAGCAAGAAAGUUUUAUUAAGGCUUCCAUUUCAUUGGUUAUUUCCCAACCUUCGACCUGGCUUACCAAGGUUCCGAUACCCGCGGCAUUACACAGCUCCAACUACAAGGAGCUGUUUCUCAAGGGUCUGCUAAACGAUAGCAUCUGGCCACUGCUGCUGGCUUGUCGCCAUGACCCGGCCGCUGAGCCAAAUGUUCCCGCCGAUGCGGCUGCUGACGGUUUCGGUAUUCCUGUGCAUCAUUCAGAGCUCCGCAAUUCCCCCAGCUGAGGCUAUUGGACUUGGGCAGGAGCUAGGAGAUAACUCCGGAUCCAGCGAAUUUGUGCUUUCGGAUGGAGGGACGGCACGGAGGCAGCUACACCAAACCACCUGUAACAAGAACCUAGGCUACAAGGUGUACCCGGACAUGGAUCACGUAGGAGACACCAUUACAACCUCCAACAGACCGGCUACGCAGUGCACAAACGACGCUAACUGCGUCGCCUACAACUCUAACGGGCAACUAAAGCGGGCUUGGUCUCCCAUGACCAAAUCGACUGGGACUUGCCUGUACAUCAAGGAAGCUUUCGCGCCGACAGCUUGCGCCAGCUAUGAAGGUUACACUGCAUCGGCCGACGUGGACGUUCGCGGCAACAAUAUAUCCAAUCUCGCACUCGGAAAGGCAGCCACCCGCUGCUUAGCUGACCCAAAAUGCAAGGGCUUCAACAGCGCCGGGUGGCUAAAGAGCGCCCUGGCACCCUUGGUACAGUCCAGGGGAAUCUGUUUUUACACCAAGAUUGAUGAGUCGUCACCGCCGCCGCCGUCGUUAUCACCACCACCGCCGAAGUCGCCACCACCACCACCGCCGCCGUCGCCACCACCACCAGCACCUCCGCCGCCACGAUCAUCUCCCUCGCCACGACCGUCGCCAUCCCCAUCGCCCUCGCCGUCGCCCUCAUCGGUGAUCUCCACAGCCGGUUGCCCGGACGCUGCUGCAGUGCUGGCGCAGCACAACGCGUACCGAGCGAACCACAGCAGCCCCGCAAUGGUCUGGGAUGAGACCCUAGCCAAGCAGGCCCAGGUCUGGGCCCAGGGCUUAACUAGCCCCACCUGCCGUCUAGAACACGCCACCAGCGGGGGCCAGUUUGGUGAGAACCUGUAUCUGACGUUCGGUUCAUUAAAGUGCAACGAUGCCGUUAAGACCUGGUACGGCGAGAUCAGGUCUUACAAGUUUACGGACAACCCCUGGACCGACAACCAAGCCAACUUUGGCAACAUCGGGCACUUCACCCAGGUGGUGUGGAAGUCCAGUACCACGCUAGGCUGCGGUGCGGCGACCGACGCAGGCGGUUCUUGUGCGGUCGUGGUGUGCCGCUACAAGCCGGCUGGAAACGUUGCGGCAAACUCUUUCUUCAAGGCCAAUGUCCUGCCGCGCAUCUGACAAUAGAGGAGACUGACUCGUGGGUGUUGGGUGCGUGGCUGGGGAACGGAAACCCCCACGGCGAUUCAGGGGUGAUCCAGUUUGAGGAGGAAGACAGAAAAACGAAUGGAAACGAAAAUAUCGUCAGCUAGUUCGAUUGAGACGGAAAGGAUGUUCCGCAAUGCCUGCUUGUUUUAAAGCGUCGGGUACACGUCCUUUGUGUUUAUGGAGAAUAAGGUGCACCUUCACCCACCUGAUCCUUAAAGGGGAAAUACAAAGAGCUUUUUUAGCCGGGGAUCCCCUGACUGAGCUAGGUCGAGCUAGGGUGUGUCUCUGUCCGCCUGUCUGUCCGGUCGCAAACCGGGACGGAGAAGCGACGGAAGCCCCCUGGUAACCGGCCGAUGCACGCAUACAUACAUGCAUGUCUACCAGGCACGCAGGUGGACGUUGUGCACAUUCAAUCACAGAAUGUGCAUGAUAUAUAUUUCAGCAAGCUCUAAGAGACUUCUGAUCAGGCAUGUGGUUGGCUUCCCCUUCGUUAUCAUGCAGGAUGAGUUAUCAAUCGGACGGGUCGAUAUGCAUGGAGUCCUAAAUUACCGAACUUCUAUAUUGAAGGGCCUAUCUGUCCAUGCAUACGUAUGUAGUCCCGGCAUAGCCAGGACAUACAGCUUUCCGGAUGGAUGUCUUCAUUUACACCAUCAGAUUGUUGAUGUUUGUAUGCACGUGUGUACGUAAGCACAAAGGGUGUGUGUUUGCGUGCGGAAGCUAGCUAUAAAUUCUGCUGGUUGUGAUUGCCCGGGUCCAUUGGAUGAUGCGGUGGAGGUGCCGCGGGGCCGGUGACAAUGAGCACGUGUAUAUACGGGCAACCGUAUGUAAAUAUGUACAUGUGGUCUCUGCAAGUUCAUAAGUUUAUUAAACCCCUCUUUCUUUGAAUGUGCGUGCUAGAAAGGAGGAUGUGAAAAGCCAGGAUGACGUAGGAGAUGACCGUAGCGGUGGCGGCUGUGUUCACAAAAGUUGUUAUCUUUGAUUAACGGUAUCUGUUGAAAUGAUAUCAGCCUUUACUUCAAUAGCAGCAUUGGGGGUGGUGGCUACCCAACAACGCUCGGCGGUAGUGUGCUGCUGUGUGUUUGUAAUUUGACUGUGUAUAA
This is a messenger RNA of Volvox carteri f. nagariensis, 2551 nucleotides long. It is a transcript of the gene lsg1, whose product is annotated as PR-1 like protein. Bases 177 to 1424 code for a protein of 415 amino acids. NCBI's taxonomy places the organism in Eukaryota, Viridiplantae, Chlorophyta, Chlorophyceae, Chlamydomonadales, Volvocaceae. The transcript is spliced from 7 exons. The record is from RefSeq and is a predicted model, not a curated record. Gene Ontology annotation, cellular component: extracellular region.